AUGCUGCUAUCGCAGCAGCCGAAGGAACAGCAGCAGCUGGUGAUUGAUGGAAAUGACAGCGUGCAGGUGCUAGUCUCCGUGCCGUCGAUUUGCGGAACAACGCUGACCAACCCUACGGACCUGCGGCUGUACCUCCAUCAAUUGGAUGAGACCGGUGGCGCCGGCCUGCUGCCCCCAGCUGUUCUACGCGUGCUGCGUUCCAAGGCUUGCCGCACCGCAAUCAUGUUCGGCGACCACCUGACACCGGAACAGUGCACCAUGCUGGUGGCGCAACUGCGCGACACGCGCUUAUGGACGCAAUGCGCACACGGGCGCCCGACAGUGGUGCCGCUCGUUGACCUUCCGACGCUGCACGCUGUACUGGCCCGCCGACGCGGCGCUGUGCAGUUCGGCGGCAUGACACGCAACCCUGGAGGAAGGAACGGCAGCACUCGGAGGCGCCUUAAUGCUGAAGCUCUGCGGGUAGCAAUCCAGCGGGACGGAAGAAACAACGAGUCCUCACGGCGAUGGCAGCGCGACGAUGCUGCUGACGCCAGCAGCGCCAUGGAGCAAUAG
Volvox carteri f. nagariensis is the source of this 555-nucleotide messenger RNA. RefSeq lists its product as uncharacterized. Gene Ontology annotation, biological process: mismatch repair. Lineage: Eukaryota; Viridiplantae; Chlorophyta; Chlorophyceae; Chlamydomonadales; Volvocaceae. Bases 1 to 555 code for a protein of 184 amino acids. The record is from RefSeq and is a predicted model, not a curated record. The transcript has 2 exons. Gene Ontology annotation, molecular function: ATP hydrolysis activity; ATP-dependent DNA damage sensor activity. Gene Ontology annotation, cellular component: mismatch repair complex.